This is a messenger RNA of Carcharodon carcharias (great white shark), 2413 nucleotides long. RefSeq names its product ankyrin repeat and sterile alpha motif domain containing 4B (gene anks4b). The record is from RefSeq and is a predicted model, not a curated record. NCBI's taxonomy places the organism in Eukaryota, Metazoa, Chordata, Chondrichthyes, Lamniformes, Lamnidae. Gene Ontology annotation, molecular function: protein binding. The coding region runs from base 250 to 1545 and encodes 431 amino acids. The transcript has 3 exons.
CCUUUCUUUUUGCAAAAUGCGCCUUUUAUCAAACAAAAAGAAUAUUGUGCCGAAGACCCGCGGGAAAUAGGACCUGAGGUUAGUUUGCCAGCUGGUCUACCUUAAAUUGCAGUUUCUGGCGAGUGGACUUUGUCCUUAAUGUCCCAGCUUGGGCGGUGCCGCUACAUCUCUGGGUUCUCUCACCCACUGGCUGCUUCGCUCCUGAUGCUUGCGGUGUGUGCGGCGGGGAGCAGCCUGAGGAUUUGAGCCAUGACUGACAGGUACCACAAGGCAGCCAGGGAUGGCUACCUCGGCCCCCUUAAGGAGGCCACCAGGAGGGAUCUCAACAAUCCGGAUGAGGAUGGGAUGACCCCGACCCUUUGGGCGGCGUAUCACGGGCAUCUGGAGGCUCUUCAGCUCAUCUGUAGCAGAGGAGGCGAUCCUGAUAUAUGCGAUAUCUGGGGCAAUACCCCUUUGCACCAUGCUUCAACCAAUGGCCACCUUCACAUUGUCACUUUCUUGGUCAACUUUGGUGCAAACAUUUGGGCUUUGGAUAAUGAUUUCCAUUCUGCCAUGGAUGCUGCAGCCAAUAAGGAUCGAAUGGAAUGUGUCCGCUUCCUGGACACAGCUGCCACCAAGCAAACCAUCAUGAAUCCUAAACAAGUUGCCAGGCUAAAGGAGAAGGCGAUAAAGGACAGCGAAAAACAGAUCAAAGUGUGUGAAAGGCGCAAGAAAAAGCACCAAAAUCGGAUGAACAAGAAAUAUAGCCAGGAGAUGGAAAGCCAAAGGAAUGGUGCUGCCCCCUUACAGAGUGGGACUGUAUCUAGUGUCAGUGAUCUUUUCAAAGUAGGUGGAUCACAACGCAUAGGUAGCAUUUCUUCCAUCAUGAAAGGAUCCCUGCAGAAGAGACUUCAGAAGAAGGAUAACAGCAAAAGCAUCAUGGAGCAGCAACUAGGAAAGGAUGUCAUCUUUGUCAGUCAAGAAGGGAGCAGUGGGAUUCGGGCCAAUGUACUGGAUGUGUUUAAUGAAAGAGAUGAGGAGAAUGCAGCCUCUCUCAAUUUGAAAUGCUCUGAACAUGAUAAUUUUGGCCAUGAGUCUCUCUUCAAUCGACCUGGUUUGGGGAAUAUGCUCUUCAGAAGGAAUUUUGGCUUGGGUUUGAAUGUGGAAGAGGAAAUGUUCAGCAACAAUGAGGUGGAAGAUGUUGGUUCCAAAUUGCGUAAUGAAGUAUUGAAUCCCAAGGAAAGUUUUACUGAUCCUGAAACGUUUCAUGGAUUCAAUGAAGAACAGGAAGAUGAUUUGCCCUGGAAUGAGGAUGAUAUAGGUCUAGAUGAUGACGAGCCUGAGACAACGCCACUUGAAACUUUCUUGGCAUCUCAGAACAUGACAGAGUUCGUCCCGAUCCUGGCAAGAGAGCAGAUUGACCUGGAUUCCCUCAUGCUGUGCACUGAUGGAGAUUUGAAAGGCAUCCAUCUGCCACUUGGACCACGGAAAAAGAUUAUUUCUGCAGUGGAAAGAAGAAAAUUAAUCUUUGAAACACCAAACAAACUAGUGGAUACUGUAUUGUAAACAAGUUUGCACACCAUUGAGAAGAGUUGCAGUCGAAGCAAUCUCCAGCAUUUAAUCCGGGACCACCAUCAUUCCCUGGAAGUGACAGAAUCAGCCAGUAUGAUAUGGAGCAGAAAAUACAGCAAAGCCUCCAUUAUCUAUUGUUACUGGGGGAGGAUAAAUAGAAAUUAGAGGAUUGUUAAAAGUAUCCAAAUUUUUGUCUUGCAUGUUUAGAUUUAGCAAAUGGGAAUGGAGAUGUGUGCAAUACACACAAUUAGAAAGUUUUGGUGUCUUACACAUGGACAUGUUAUAGGACAUUCUGGCAAAUAAUUUGAACAUGGAACAUGGAGGUUCCAAUAUACAAGAAAUUUCUUCAGAAUCGAUGACUCGAAUCCAAAGAUGUUCAUGUGCUUUAUCUGGGGUUAGAAACUGUUCCUCAUCCAUUCAUCAGGAGCUCAUCUAUAGCUGGGCAGAAGGAUGUUGGGGAAAAACAGGGAAGGCUUUACCCAGCAUCUGCCUGCAUUAUCCCUGACCUGGGAGUUCUAGGUGCCAACACUAACUGGCUGAAAUGGGAAAAGUUCUGCCCUCCAGCACUGGCAUCCCUCACCUCAACCAGCAUAAUGGUUCUAAGGAAGGAACUCUGCCUGAAUGACAACUUGUAUUGCACGUGUGACCCUUUUAAAUGUUUCUUCAAUUCCUGUGUUGUUUAAUCCUUAAAAAUUUAUUACAAAUUGCUCUGUAACAGGAUGGAAUCACGUGCCCUCCCCGUGGCGAGUUUGGUGGGGGAGUUUAAUCGAGUGGGAGGGUUUAGCUAGGUAGGAACCCAGCCACAUUCCCACCUCAACCCUGAUUAAGUCCAUGGUGGGAAGUCCCACUUAAGGGCCUCAUC